This is a messenger RNA of Malania oleifera, 1614 nucleotides long. Its product is annotated as zinc finger CCCH domain-containing protein 11. The record is from RefSeq and is a predicted model, not a curated record. Bases 311 to 1399 code for a protein of 362 amino acids. Gene Ontology annotation, biological process: cytoplasmic translation. Lineage: Eukaryota; Viridiplantae; Streptophyta; Magnoliopsida; Santalales; Ximeniaceae. Gene Ontology annotation, molecular function: mRNA binding; metal ion binding. Gene Ontology annotation, cellular component: cytosol. The transcript has 8 exons.
CCCCACCCUUCCUUAAUCGUACGGAAACAAAACAGAAAUAACACGAGGACGAAUCCGGUAUUUCAGACGGAGAGAGCUCUCGUCCCUGCCAACUCUCCGAAAGUGAGGCGGAUAGAGUUCAGGCAUUCCCCAAAACCCUAACCAUUAGUACACUUCAAACAAAUCUCGCCCCACCUGCAAGAAGCUUCGAUCGCACAAUCCCCUCAUUGUUUGGUCGCAUCCAUAGGUUCUUGACAGAAAACGCUGUCAUCGAGGGCGAGGUAAAACGCUGUCAUCGAGGGCGAGGUAUUGAGGAUUCUGCUUCGCAAAGAUGCCUCCGAAGCAGCAAUCGAAGACCGACUUAGCGAAGAAGCAGAAGAUCGUCGAGGAUAAGACGUUCGGGCUCAAAAACAAGAACAAGAGCAAAAAUGUUCAGAAAUACGUGCAGAGCCUUCAGCAAUCGGUCCAGCCCAAGCCUGACUCUUCCAAAGCCGCCGCUAAGAAGAAGAAGGAGGAAGAGAAGGCGAGAGAGAAGGAGCUGAGUGAUUUGUUCAAGAUAGCAGUUAGUCAGCCCAAAGUACCAGUGGGUGUUGAUCCCAAGUCAAUCUUAUGUGAAUUUUACAAGGUGGGGCAAUGUGCCAAGGGGUUUAAAUGCAAGUUCUCGCAUGAUUUGAACGUCCAGAGGAAGGGCGAAAAGAUAGAUCUUUAUAGUGACAAGCGUGACGAAGAAACCAUGGAGGACUGGGACCAAGCAACAUUGGAGAAGGUGGUGGAGUCGAAGAAGAAAGAGUAUAACCAGAAUAAACCCACCGAGAUUGUCUGCAAAUACUUUUUGGAAGCAGUGGAAAAGAAACAGUAUGGAUGGUUCUGGGAUUGCCCAAACGGAGGCAAAGAUUGUCACUACAGACAUGCUCUUCCUCCAGGAUAUGUUUUGAAAUCUCAGAUGAAGGCGCUUCUGGAGGAAGAAAGUGAAAAGAUGCCUAUUGAGGAAGAGAUUGAAAAUCAGCGUGCAAAAACAACAACCUCAACGCCAAUGACGGCUGAGUUGUUCUUUCAAUGGAAGAAUAAAAAGAUGGAAGAAAGAGAAGCUGGAUUGGCUGCACAGCGAGCUGAGAGGGCUAAGAAUGAUCGCAUGAGUGGACGCGAAUUGUUUCUUUCGGAUUCUAGCUUGUUUGUUGAUGAUGUGGAGGCAUACGAAAAAUACCAGAGGGAAGAAGAGGCUGAGGGUGCUGAACAGAAGGCCAAGGAAAAGGCUGCUGGGGAGGGACCAAGCAGCUCAACAAGUGCAGCUGUGGCUGCCGAUUCUGAAGAUGCUCUUCCUGAGGAUGACGAUGAGCUAGACAUGGACGAGUUAAACGAGCUUGAAGCAAGUUUAUCAAGAACAUCAAUUCAAAUUGGUGAGCCGGGUGUAGAAACGUAAUCUUGAGAGGGAGAUGGGGGUUGAUAGAUUGUGUAACAGUUAAUAUAAUUUAUAAAAAAAUUAUGAGGGGGAAAAUAAUUUAUGUUUUAAGUUGGGGACGCAGUUAGAUAUUUGUGGGGAAGUAAGGGGUGUAGUUUCCAAUCCAUUUGAUGCCUGGUUUGGUGGACAUCAAAGUAAACUUGGAAUUAAAAUUGCAUGAAAUGUUUUUGGGUUGA